Brienomyrus brachyistius is the source of this 5041-nucleotide messenger RNA. RefSeq names its product integrin, alpha 6a (gene itga6a). The transcript has 26 exons. Bases 128 to 3508 code for a protein of 1126 amino acids. Gene Ontology annotation, biological process: cell-matrix adhesion; integrin-mediated signaling pathway; cell adhesion mediated by integrin. Lineage: Eukaryota; Metazoa; Chordata; Actinopteri; Osteoglossiformes; Mormyridae. The record is from RefSeq and is a predicted model, not a curated record. Gene Ontology annotation, molecular function: integrin binding. Gene Ontology annotation, cellular component: external side of plasma membrane; integrin complex.
GGCGCAUCGCUAAGUCUCCGAUUUUAAGAAGCGCCUCAGGAGAGCGAUCCUACUUAUUUCACAGAUUUGAAAAGAGCCUGGGAAACUGAAUGUAAACGGGGACAGUUGUGAAUGCAGUUUUUAUACGAUGGCAUCUGCCGGUAGAUCGCAUUCUUUAAAGCUAGCGCUUUUCUUUUUCUUCACGUUUACCCACGUUGCAGCUUUUAACCUUGAUACUGAGAAUGUAAUCAGGAAAAACGGAGAGCCGAACAGUUUAUUCGGAUUUUCUCUGGCCAUGCAUAGGCAAUUAAAACCUACUGAGCGGAGAAUGCUGCUCAUUGGAGCUCCUCGGGCCAAGGCCUUGUCCAAUCAGGGAGCCAACAUAACCGGAGGUUUAUACAGCUGUGAUGUCACCACCCAGUCCAACGAUUGCAAACGCAUUGAGUUUGACAAUGAGGUGGAUCUGAAUUUGGAGUACAAGGAGGAUCAGUGGAUGGGUGUCACAGUACAUAGCCAGGGACCUGGGGGGAAGAUCGUGACCUGUGCCCACCGCUACCAGCGGAGGCUGUUUGUGAACACAGCCCAGGAGUCUAGUGACAUCAUGGGCCGCUGCUAUGUCCUCAGCGAGGACCUCAGCAUUGACGAGCACUCUGAUGAGGAUGGCGGCAACUGGAAGUUCUGCGAGGGCCGAUCCAGGGGUCACGAGAGGUUUGGGUCCUGCCAGCAGGGUGUAUCUGCCACCUUUACCAAGGACUUCCACUAUGUGGUGUUUGGAGCUCCUGGUGCCUACAACUGGAAAGGGAUUGUGCGAGUAGAGCAAAAGAACAACUCUCUGUUGGAACAGGGUAUUUACGAUGACGGGCCCUAUGAAGUUGGGGAUGAGAACCAGUUGAACACUGAACUUGUGCCAGUGCCAGCUAACAGUUACUUAGGCGUGCUGUUUAUGACAACUUUGUCUGAUGCCAACCCUGAUCAGUUUGUGUACAAGUCGCUCCCCCCGCAGGUUAACUGGGAGAAAGUUCUUGAUGUCAUGGCCAAUAGCUAUUUAGGCUUCUCUCUGGACACUGGCCACAACAUCACCAAAAAGGGCCAUCUGACCGUGGUGUCUGGGGCUCCCAGAGCCAAUCACAGUGGAGUGGUGGUUCUGCUGAGGAAAGACGCAAAGGCCCCUAACAUGCUCUCUCCAGAAUACAUUCUGGAAGGCCCAGGAUUGGCAUCCUCCUUUGGUUAUGAUGUGGCUGUGGUGGACCUCAACAAAGACAGUUGGCAGGAUAUUGUGGUGGGAGCCCCACAGUUCUUUAUGAAAGAUGCAGAAGUUGGUGGAGCAGCAUAUGUUUACAUCAACAAGGAAGGGAAGUGGGACACUAUUGUCCCAAUCCAGCUCAAUGGAACCAAAGACUCAAUGUUUGGGCUGGCAGUUGAGAACAUCGGGGACGUGAACCAGGACUCGUAUAACGACAUUGCGAUUGGAGCCCCUUAUGAUGAUGCUGGUACAGGAAAUGUCUAUAUUUAUCAUGGGUCUCCCGAAGGGAUCAAAACCAAGCCAUCACAGGUUCUUCAAGGAAAAAAUCACAAUAUCCAAUUAUUUGGAUACUCUCUGGCCGGAAACAUGGAUCUGGACAAGAAUUCUUAUCCGGACCUUGCUAUAGGAUCUCUCUCAGAUGCAGCAUUUAUUUAUAGGGCAAGACCGGUGAUUAGUAUUAAGAAGGAGCUAAAAGCCAACCCUACGCAAAUUGAUUUGACCAAGAAAACAUGCGGUAACAGUAUAUGCUUGACGGUGGAAGCAUGCUUUACUUACACAGCAAAUCCCAAAUCUUACAAUCCCAAGAUCACCAUUGCCUACACCUUCGAGGUGGAAUCCGAGCGGAGAAGGCUGGGACUGACCUCUAGGGUUACCUUUCUUAAGAAGUCCGCCAGGGAGCCAGACUUUCUGUUCAGUGGGACGCAGGACCUUCGAAUUAAGAAUGGGAAGGAGUGUGUCCAAGCCAAGCUACAGCUGCAGGACAACAUCAAGGAUAAACUGCGGAGCAUUCCCAUUGAGGUGUCAGUGUCCAUCCAAGGUAUAAAACGCAAGGAGAGACAAAACUCUCUCCCGGAGCUGGUUCCUGUCCUUAACUUGAAUCUGCCAGACAAGGCCAUCAAGGAGGUCAGCUUUUUAAAGGAAGGCUGUGGAACUGACAACAUCUGCCAGAGCAAUUUGCAGUUGGAUUACAAAUUUUGCUACAGAGAGCCCAAUCAGGAUGUUUUUCCUGCUCUGCCUAGGCAAAAUGGGGUACCAGUGAUAUCCCUCAGUGAUCAGAAAGACAUCGCUUUGGAAAUCACAGUGAAGAACAGGAAUGGGGAUGACGCUCAUGAAGCCAAACUGGUCGGCACCUUCCCCAGCUCCCUGUCGUAUUCUGCCUUUCGCUCACAGAAGACUGGGGUGAUCUGUGCAGCCAAUCAGAAUGGGUCACAGACAGAGUGUGAGCUGGGAAAUCCAUUCAAAAGAGAUUCAGAGGUUACAUUCUAUGUUAUACUGAGCACAGCUGGCAUUUCCCUGAACACUACAGAGGUUGAAAUUGACCUUCAGCUUGAGACGACUAGUGAACAGAAGAACCUGGGCAUUGUGAAGGCCAGGGCCAGAGUAAUAAUUGAGCUGCUUCUAUCAGUCACAGGAGUGGCCAAACCUUCCCAGGUCUACUUUGGUGGUGUCGUGAAAGGAGAAAGUGCCAUGAGAUCUGAGGAUGAGAUCGGCAGUUUAGUUGAUUUUGAGUUCAGGAUAAUCAACCUGGGGAAGCCGCUUAAGUCAUUUGGCACAGCCUCCCUGAACAUACAAUGGCCCAAGGAGAACGCUGUUGGCAAAUGGAUUCUGUAUCUGGUGCGGAUCAGCACAAAUGAAUUGCAGGAAAUUCCUUGCUCUCCAGAAAGUGAAAUCAACCCGCUACGACACAUACAGGCAUCCAACACAUUCCGCAGAAAACGCAGCAUUGAAGAAAAGACCUCAGAUGAAAGAAAAACAUCACUAUCAGCAGAUAAAAGGAAAACUCUGACAUGUGAGAGUGGGGCUAGAUGUGUAGCGAUAAGGUGCCCCCUUCAGGGCCUGGACAGCAAUGCAGUUAUCGUAUUUCGGUCCCGUCUCUGGAACGGCACUUUUCUUGAGGACUAUGCAUCCCUUAGUUACCUUGACCUCAUUGUCAAAGCCUCACUCAGCCUGGAUACUUCUGCCACAAACAUGCUCCUUAAAAAUGCAGAAACUCUGGUGAGACUGACUAUAUUUCCGGAGAAGACGGCGUCCCACUACGGGGGUGUUCCCUGGUGGAUAAUGCUGGUGGCCAUCCUGGCAGGCAUCUUGAUGCUGGCGCUGCUGGUAUUUAUCCUCUGGAAGUGUGGAUUUUUCAAACGCUCCACAUAUGAAGACAGUGUUCCAAGAUACCACGCCAUCCGGAUACGGAAGGAGGAACGCCAGAUUAAGGACGGGAAAACCAAGUUUGAUAGCCUGGAGAAGAAACAGUGGAUGACAACAUGGAAUGAAAAUGAGAGUUACUCAUGAGGUCGGCAACUGGUGGCAUAAAAAACAUGAAAUAAUUCGCCUUUGUAUGCAGUCUGGGUCCUAAGACGUUUCUUUUUUUAUUUUUGCACUGAACCUUCAUUUGUAUAUAUUGAUGAAAGAAAUCAUGGAAAUGUUUGUUUUUCAUUUUGAAUAUUCUUGCAUUUAUGUCAUAAUUCACUGGGCAAGGCAAUGAGGCAUCAAAUAAGUUUCAAUCUUUAGCCACUUCGCUGCUGUAUAUUUACAGAUGUAUUCACAUCUGUAAUGCGGUUGGUUACAGUGCUUUAAAAGAAUCGCAACUUUUUCAUAUCUCUCAUGCUCCUCUUCGAACCUUUUGUAAUGUACAGAAGGAAGCAUUUUGUAUGUUUUGUAUAUAUUUAAAUAUUUUAGUACAAUUCAUAUUUAUUUCGUCAUAAACUGUUAAUGGUUCAUGCAAACAUUGGCCAAAGAUUUGGAAGCUCAUGGAAGAAACAGCAGCUGGCUGGUUUCAACCAUGACCCAUUUUGUUGCUUCAAAGAGUAUUUAGUUGUUCCAUUGAUGUAGUGUAAUGAAGUGUGGAUGGAUCAUUUCAAACAAGGAUUUGUGAAGCAAUCUUAUAUACAAACAGUGAGCAAGGUAAUGAUCACCACCAUCAUCAUCAUCAAGAACAGUACACUGUUACUUCUGAAUGUUUUAUUGUGAAUUUUAUUAUGCAUAAGUGCUUGAAAGAAGACUACUUCUUCAUUUUAAUUCUCUUUGAUGUCAUAUAAGUUUUGUUCCAGCAUGGUCUUUCCAAAAAAUUAUAGAUCAGCUUGCAGCACCUGUUUAGUUUUGCUUUUACACUGUGGAAUCUACAGGAAUCUAAAAUGUGUCUGUGCACUUUCAGUGCAAUAAUCUACCAUGGUCAGAAGAAUUAAAAGCUUUAUUUCUGAGCAAUAUCCAUGAACAAAGUUGCAUUUAAAAAACAAAAUAAAGCAUAACACACAAAAUAUGGUAAUAUCUGGGCUUCACAAAACAUUCCUCGGAUGUUAGAACUUUAGAACUAGGAAUCUUAUUUUAGAUAUUGUAAUGUUGGGGAAACAAAUGUCCAGAAAUAAUUGCAAUUUCUUUAAAGGCUGGCUUGACCAUACUGGGAAAAAUUACUUUUACAUUACAGCAGUAAAGCAGGAAACUUUUUGUCCAACCAUUUUGCUUCCUUUCAGCAUAGAGUUUUAAAUUCUAUCCAUAUAACAAAUGUACGUGUAGAUUCCAAUGAGUUUUAAAAAUGUUUACAUUCCUCGAACCAAUUACACUUGGAGCUAUAGCAUAUUAGAAAACAAUGUUUAUCACUAAAGGGUAAAUUGGUGUGAGGCAACUGUAAAACCAUGUAGUGAUGAGCAUUACUCUAACAAUGAAGAAUGCUAAUAGUAACACAAUUACUUUUCUGUGUGAACGUAUUUGAAAUCUAAAGUCUUACCACUGGCUAUUGUUUGUUUCCAACUAGACACAUUACUGGAGAACACCAAAAAAAUAAAUAAAAAUCCUGUGGAUUUAAAGAUAAUAAAGUAAUAAAAUGUG